UUAGUAAUGGCUGUUUGACAGUUUUAUUCAUGCCAUCAAAUCGAACGAUAAACCAACUAUCUUUUCCCUAACUAUUAUUUCAUUUUAGUGUUAACUAAGUUAUAGUGAAGUAAAAUUCUAUUUUGAACAUUGUUUUCAUAUAAUGAAUAUAACAGCGUCCUACUCCUCAGAACCUUCAUGGAGCAGGCGGUCUUCAACAGAAACAAUCUUCAGCAUACAAGGAAAAGAAACAGAUUUUGUCCGCGACACGAGCGACACAGACUUCGUCAGCGAGGUCGAAUAUGAACCCAUCACGGACACGGAGGACGACGGACUGAACUCUAGAAACUCUUCUUGCCAGAGUGACGAUGACAUCAUAAUGACCAAGGUGCUAGAGGUGUCAGUUGGUGACGAUGGGGAAUUGCAGUUGGCUGACUCUGAGCAGACGGUAACGGACGACAAUGAUUCGGAGAUAGAUCUACACGACUACUGGCUGUGUGUGCAGUGCAAGAGCGAAAACAAUAACCCCCGGUAUCGAUACUGCGAGCAAUGCUUUAAGGUACGUAGAGAUUUCUUCCCGCCGAGACCGAAGCGAAAAAACCGCCGUAAGAACCGCUUAGAGACAGAUAUUCUGCGUCCGCAAUCCUCAAACUCAGAUAUAAACGCUGAAAACGUUCCGGAAUCACAGACCAAAAGCGUUACACUUUCGCAAGUAGAUCCGACAAAUGUUCCGGAACCUUUUCCAUGUAGUUCGCAAGAUUCCGGCUUCGAGUCGGUUAUCAACAGCCAAGACUUGAGCCAAGACGUCAAAAUUGAUAAUUUAAAUGCAAUACUAGGUAGGAAUUUAAAACGACGCGCGGCAUCGGCCGAUCGGAACCUUAAAAGGUUUAAAGACAGUACAGAUUUCGGAUCGGUAGUUGAUGAAGAUGACGUCAAGCCUCUUAAUAAAACGACUAGUGAUCCAGAUGUAAAAAUAGAAAGCAUGAAUGCGCCACAAAAUCGUCAUUCGUCGACGAAUAUGGCUAUUGCUAGUAGUGAUAUGAAUGAUAUGUGUAUAACUUGCUGUUCAGCCCCUAAAUCCGGAGUGUUUGUUCACGGGCGGAUAGCGCACAUAUGCUGUUGUUUUAAAUGCGCGGUCAAGGUUUGGAACAACGCCAAAAGGUGUCCGGUUUGCAAUUGUAAAGUUAGUAAUGUUUUAAGGGCUGUUGUUAUGUAACGAAAGCUAGGAAAAGGUUCAAAUUAUAUCUGUGGUAGUUCUUUGCGAAAUAUUUUUCAAUAACCCUUUUGCCUGAUUCGAAAAGUGGUAUUUAACUAUAGUACAUAGGUUUUAUUUCUAGCCAUAGCUUUUCAUAACAUUAAUAACAGAUCACUUGACAUGUCUUCUGCGUCAAUUAAUAAAAAAAACGUUGGUUGACCACGUCUAUGAUUCACUUUUUAACACAUGUCAUUUGUCACUUAUCAUCUCACAAUUUGCUUUCAUAAGUAAAUAGAUAAGCAAAUUCUUCGUUUUCCCUAGUUGCGAACAAAUGUGAUUUUUUUAUCGGCAGUGAAAAGCACCUUUCUUAAUGAAGCAUCUGCUGCUCAGGGAGCGUUGAAGUAUUACGUCACGCAAUUUUUGGAGAUUAUUGACCUUCCCCCCCCCCAUGUAACGCACCGUAACGUUUUUCUGGACCCAAGUACAGUACUGUAUCCAAGUAUAGUAAAAC
Molecule: messenger RNA, 1685 nt
Organism: Pieris napi
Lineage: Eukaryota; Metazoa; Arthropoda; Insecta; Lepidoptera; Pieridae
Product: E3 ubiquitin-protein ligase Mdm2-like
Exons: 5
Coding region: 143-1195 (350 amino acids)
Source: RefSeq, a predicted model, not a curated record